AUGUUGCUCCAGCACUUAGACUAUUUCACUGAAUCUGAACAAGAACUCCUGAAGAAAGGUUUUGAAAACUUUACGGAUGAUAUGAUCAGAAAGUUGUUGAAGUGCGACUUCAUCAGUGACGAGCAGAAAGCGUUCCUGCUCCGUCAACUUUUGUUGAGAAGCAACAAAAUUUCUGAUAAAACCAGGAAAUUGCUAGAAUGUGGUGGUGCACUUACUAAAGAAGCCAUUGAUGAACUGAGACGGCUAGGUCUACUCACCUUGUCCCAGUUGUAUCUUCUGGAUGGGUCUUUUAAGAUGCCUGAAGUGAAACCUUCCAAAGAAUCAAUAGUGGCAGACGUUGAUAAAGUUGAUAAGGAGAGUUUGAAGAUUGAACAGACCUCAGAAAAGGAGUUGAAAAGUGAGAUGUUGUCCAAGGAUUCAGAUAUCAGCAGGAGGAGUGAAAAGAGGAGCUCCUUAAUUAAGGAAACUCAAAUGGAAGAUAUCCCUGAAGAAGAGAAGGAACAGGAAGAAACAGAGUUGACCAAAGAACCGAGUAGAGAACCAAGUAAACAAUUGAGUAGAGAACCCAGUAAACAAUUGAGUAGAGAACCUAGCAAACAAUUGAGCAGAGAACCUAGCAAACAAUUAAGCAGAGAACCUAGUAAACAAUUGAGCAAACAACCAAGCAUAUUAUCUGGACAAAAAUCAGGUGAGGUUUUUUCACCAAAAGAUCCAAGUUAG
Ctenocephalides felis (cat flea) is the source of this 720-nucleotide messenger RNA. RefSeq names its product microtubule-associated protein 1B-like. The coding region runs from base 1 to 720 and encodes 239 amino acids. NCBI's taxonomy places the organism in Eukaryota, Metazoa, Arthropoda, Insecta, Siphonaptera, Pulicidae. The transcript is spliced from 5 exons. The record is from RefSeq and is a predicted model, not a curated record.